Molecule: messenger RNA, 705 nt
Organism: Fomitopsis serialis
Lineage: Eukaryota; Fungi; Basidiomycota; Agaricomycetes; Polyporales; Fomitopsidaceae
Exons: 2
Source: RefSeq, a predicted model, not a curated record
GAACCCCUCGCAUUCCCUUCCGAUUUCUCUGCGCAUGAGCGCGAAGACCUUGGCCUGCAAGCACUCGCUAUAUUCGAGCGCAGAAUACGUGUAGGUCACGCUUACGACCUUCUGGACGGUAUCAAGCAAUCCCUAAACCAUCAAGGCGCGUUCCUCCUUGACAAGCGCAAGCACGCACGGGGACAGAAGGACAACAUGCGCUCGCAGACGCAGGUCAAUACCGCAGUUGCGCAUACGCGAGCAAUCGCUGGACUCUACAACUACAACCGCGAUCGGCUUAUCGCGUUGUGUGCGGACCAAGCGGACAUCCUGACCGCAAUCAAUCUGGACAACGAUCUCAAAAGCAAAAAUUGGCGAAGUCCUCGACAACUGGGAGACAGUCGCGAGGAGGCGAGUUGGAUAUGGAAGGUCGUGCCGCCAUGGAGGACAGAAGGCGAGGCGGAGGCCUGGCAACUCGAAGUCGAUCGCGUUCAAUGGUUUCGGGCGAGAGCAGAGAAGGACCGAGCGAAUGAAGAGGUCAACAAGCUUCACGCCGAAUUCAAGCGAACAAUACUCGGGUUCAAGAGCAUGUCCAAUGCAUGGGAAGCAGUAUCCACGAAGACGGAUUUGUCAGAGGGGGCACGCGUAUAUGCCAGGAAGAAGGCGGACAUGUUCAGCAAGCUUAGUCUUCAAUGUGCUAAUCACUUUGCGAGCACACGGAAGGAC